Molecule: messenger RNA, 225 nt
Organism: Macrosiphum euphorbiae (potato aphid)
Lineage: Eukaryota; Metazoa; Arthropoda; Insecta; Hemiptera; Aphididae
Source: the annotation of a GenBank genome assembly
AUGGUUGAAGUCCGGAAAAUAAAUAAUCCGGAAAGUAAAAACACGGAACGUAAUAAUCCGGAACGUACAAUCUCGGAUCGUAAUAAUCCGGAAUGUAAAACCACGGAACGUAAUAAUCCGGAACGCACGAUCCCAGAAUUUAAUUUCCCGGACCGUAAUAUUCCGGAACGUAAAAUUCCGGAAUGUAAAAUCCCGGAACGUAAUAUGCCGGAAAAGAAUCAGUGA